Dichomitus squalens LYAD-421 SS1 is the source of this 2975-nucleotide messenger RNA. RefSeq lists its product as uncharacterized. NCBI's taxonomy places the organism in Eukaryota, Fungi, Basidiomycota, Agaricomycetes, Polyporales, Polyporaceae. The coding region runs from base 134 to 1813 and encodes 559 amino acids. Gene Ontology annotation, molecular function: oxidoreductase activity, acting on NAD(P)H; 2 iron, 2 sulfur cluster binding; flavin adenine dinucleotide binding. The record is from RefSeq and is a predicted model, not a curated record. The transcript is spliced from 16 exons. Gene Ontology annotation, cellular component: cytoplasm.
CAAACCCAUGCCUGGUCUGCUCUCUCACAGAACCGUCUACUGGCCAUUUAGAUUUAUCAGCCUACGCCCACGCGUUCUUGUUCAUCGACCGCCAUCGUUGCACCCUCUGAGCACCCAGUUCCAACGCCGCAGUAUGUCCCACAAGACGAUCGCCGUGCUUGAUGCGUCCGAGUUGAAGGAUGGGGAGAUGAAGCAAGUCGGUUUCGAGGGCGAUGGCAAGGUCCUCCUCUCUCGUCUCGGCGACAAGAUCCACGCGACCAGCGCGUUCUGCACGCACUACGGCGCGCCUCUCGCCAAGGGCGUCUUGACUGCGGACGGCCGUGUAGUCUGCCCGUGGCACGGAGCCUGCUUCAACGUAUGCACUGGUGACAUCGAGGAUGCUCCCGCGCCCUCCGCGCUCCACAGCUUCAAAGCGGAGGUUAAGGACGGGAAGAUCCACGUCACCGCCGAUCCCAGCUUGACCACCAGUGCCAACAAGUCUCGCCCACCAAAGUUGCUUGCGACUGGGUCUGACGUCCCGGUCGGCCAGACCAAGGGUGUCGUGAUCGUCGGCGGUGGCAGCGGUGCAUUCAUGGCCAUCGAGAGUUUGAGAGAGCAUGGAUACAAGGGUCCCAUCACUGUUUUGUCUAAGGAACACCACAGUCCGAUCGACAGAACGAAGCUGAGCAAGGCCCUCAUCUCCGACGCGUCGAAACUCGAGCUGCGAUCAACUGCAGAGCUGCGUGCGAAGUACGGUGUGAACCUGCGCCAGGGCGUGGAAGUGACGGGCGUCGAGCUGGGUAAUAAGGAGGUCGUGAUUGGAGCCACGCAGGAAAAGGUGCCCUACGAUACCCUCGUGCUUGCUACUGGGGGUAUUCCUCGCCGCCUCCCGAUUCCUGGCAAGGACUUGUCGAAUGUGUAUACUCUGCGCGGCGUUGAAGAUGCGCAGAAGAUCGACGCAGCGGCUCAGGAGGGGAAGCGUCUGGUAGUCAUUGGCUCGUCCUUCAUCAGUAUGGAGGUCGUCGUUGCAGUGUCGAGUCGCAAGCUUGUGUCCAUCGACGUCAUCGGUCAGGAGGAGUUCCCUUUCGAGGCCGUGCUGGGAAAGCAGGUCGGCGCCGGCCUGAAGAAGUUCCAUGAGUCGAAGGGCGUCAAGUUCCACAUGCAGUCGAAGGUUGAGAAGAUCAUCCCUUCGGACUCGGACUCGUCCCGCGCUGGGGCUAUCGUCGUGCAGGGCAGCGACGGCAAGAGCACCACGCUCCAAGCCGAUGUCGUAAUCAUGGGUGUUGGUGUCGCCCCCGCGACCGAGUACCUCAAGAACAGCAAGGGCUUCGAGCAAGUCCUCGAGCGCGGCGGAGGCGUGUUCGUCGACGAAUUCUUGCAGGUCAAGGGUGUUCCGGACGUGUACGCCAUUGGCGACAUCGCGUUGUACCCGCAACAUGGCACUGGUGAGACGAGGAGAAUUGAGCACUGGAAUGUUGCUGGAAACCAUGGCCGCGCUGCAGGAAAGACCAUCGCUGAGGGCAAGGGUCAACCUUUCGUGAAGGUCCCGGUCUUCUGGAGUGCUCAGGGCCAGCAAUUGCGUUACUGCGGUGUCGGCGCCGGCUUCGACGAUGUUGUUAUCGACGGUAACCCGGAUGAAUUGAAGUUUGUCGCCUACUACACGAAAGGAGAGACUGUCAUUGCCGUCGCCAGCAUGCAGAAGGACCCCGUCGUUUCGAAGGCGUCCGAGCUCAUCAGGCUGGGGCUCAUGCCCUCCAAGUCCGAGAUCAAGUCUGGCAAGGACUUGCUCUCCAUCGAUAUCUCGUCUGUCAAGGCGAAGCCGAAGGUUGCAUGAGUUGUUCAAGUUCGUGGAAUCAAAUAUGAGAAGUCGGCAAGAAUUUUGUAUUAUAGCAAAGCAUGGUCCUUCCCCGAUGUGCAACACGUUUCAUGACAUGCGUCAUGCUGCCUGCCCCGCAGAAUCACGAGUGGACCCACCGUGAACACGAACGAGGCAGAUGAAGCUGUCAAGCGCCGAUAAACUGCCAUGGUCUUCUCCAUCGUGCGCGACGGCGCUGCGGCCAUCGGAUGUCAUCAGGUUCGACGCGAAGCGAUGGCACGGCGUGCGUGUCAGACAUCGUAAAUAGCCUGUUUCUCGUCUUCUUGGAACACAAGUCGGGGGUCGGGAGCUCGCACGAGCUCAUCGCCAACUUGCCGUCCGGACGCGCGACGGAGGAAUGCAUCGUCAGAUUCAUGUCGCGCGGCUGCAAUCGCCCGCGCGACAGCCUCUCUUGCUUCCGCCGGCAAGUUCUCCCGCUCUGGCGGACUCGCUGUGCUGGCUCCAUGUGGAUUGAAUGUCCAAGCUUUGCGUGCCGCGUCCGCUAUGGUCUGCGGAAGUUGCGACCGUGCGAAGUCAGCGUCGCUGGCUUGACGAGUCGCAGCGGCGGCGAGGCGGGCUCGUUCAUCGGGGCUAGCUGUGAGUGGCACUUCCGCCGGGGCGGCGCAGGGCUGGUCUCGCUUGAAGAAAGCACGAAAGUGUUUCGCUUCCUCCGAUUCUCGAACCACAGCAUCCGCGAUAGCCUUCGUAUGCGCCUUGAGACGGUGGUCAUGGAGGGUCCGCACGGCUCCGCCGGUGUGGACCCCUCCGAGCAUCUGUCCUCCCUCUGCCCACUGCUGCUUGCUUUUGGGCGUCAUGAGUUCGGUGUACGCUGACUUCGCUGCCGCCUUCGCGCUCUUGAGGGGAACGUCACCCUCCAGCUCUUGAACAGAACUCUCCUCGCGCUCUUCAAUUCUAGCAUCUUCGGCGCACCCGCCCAUCACUGGAGGAUCGACCAUGACGAGGCCAUAAAGGGACUCGGAUGGCGUUGCCACUUGGUCUAGCGGCUCCGAGCUGGUCUCUGGAGCUUCCGACUCGAUUCGAGCUGCAAGACGGGCUCUCACGCGGCCUGCACGGGCACGGGCAGCCGCCGCCAAGUGGGACUUCUUUCGUCGGGGCAUGUCUUGCGUAUGUUAGGCGUUAG